GAUAGAUACCAGGAUAAUAGUCAUUUUGGAGCUUAUGGCCGGAACCGAGCGACGCGAGCUCAAUGUGCGCGAGUUACUGGAGCUGGAGCGCCAGAUCUACCAGGAGAGCAUCGACCGUGUGCUACAGCAGCAAGAGAAGCUAAAUACUGGCGUGCUGGAGGACUUUAUGCGGCGCUGUAGACCUUUUGAGGAGGACCGCGAGCGCGAGCUGCAGGUGGCACAAAGCCAGCUCCAGUUCUCCCAGCGAGACGCGCUCAGUCUCUUUGAGUUCGAUCUGCAACAGGCCAAGGACGUAUUCCGAUCGCAGAGAGAGCAACUUAAGCGCAAGUUGCUGGAGACCACAAGACGGAAACGAACGAAGAUCGAGAAGCGACUUAAGGCGCUGGACGGCACGCCAUUAACCAAGAGCAACGUAAAGGUGCAAACAACAGAAGAAAUUAAUCCUAGAAUGGCGCGAAAGAAGGGGAGAUUGCAGCCUAAGUUGCUGGAGAAGCAACUCCGAAAGGCUCAGAAGAGGACGAUGAGGGAUUUUAACUUCCGACACUUAUCGGACGGAGUGCUGCCAACUCCUGAAAGGAUCGUGCACGACGUAAUGGACGAGUGUGAGAAGUUGCAACGCAAUCGUGAACUCCAAGAGAGGGAGAGAAUGACGGUGGAAGAAGGUGGGAAUCUCAAUGUGCAAGUGGAUGUCGUUGAAGACGGACAGAAACUACACUGUCGGAUGGAGGAUGGCGAAUUGAUGGAGGAAACUUUUAGUGUAGGAGACGCAGUGGUGUUGGAAUCCCGAUUGUCUGAAGAGGAUUUUCAUGGAUUCGUGUCAGCUAUUACUAGUGACGAGGUGAAAAUAGUGCUGGUGUGUGGAACCCAUGCUCGCGUGGCGAUUGCUCGACUACGCAGUGGCCAGUGUAUACUACACAAGCAACCAGAAAACAUCAUACCAACCGACAAGAGACAGAAUGGCCAGGACAACAUUCAUGUGAAAAUAUCCACUACUGGUGUAGCUACCAACCUGGACGAAUUAUUGCGAGAUCCGCCCGAUGUGCGGCGUCGUGCCGCUACAGUUUUAAGCCGACUCAAGAGGAAGACAACGAUCGAUAUCCGACGUGGUUUCUAAUACGAUAUUCAAGAUUCCAAAAUUACAGAAGUGCAGUGAACGCAUGUGAGUUUCUUUUAGGAACCGGUUAACAAGAUACUACAUAGUAAAGCACAUGGAUCGACAUCCAGUAACCCAUUCAAGUAGCUACGUAUAGCUGGGAGAAGUCUGGUAGCUCAAGAAAUAUAAUCAGUUUGGUUGCACUCACACCACAACCAGUAUCUCCAUCCCCACGUGCAUGAAUGAUUUUUAUCUCUUGAGUGCUACCAAUAAAGAUGAUCACACGUGAAGCUGCAUCCUCUUCCGCUAAGGCAUCAACGUCGUCGAAGUAGCUUUGUUCCAGCAAGCCUAGAAUGAUAAUAUGAACGAUGCUGUCUCGUGGAGUCCGUCG
This is a messenger RNA of Phytophthora nicotianae INRA-310, 1484 nucleotides long. RefSeq lists its product as hypothetical. The transcript has 2 exons. Bases 35 to 1114 code for a protein of 359 amino acids. NCBI's taxonomy places the organism in Eukaryota, Oomycota, Peronosporomycetes, Peronosporales, Peronosporaceae. The record is from RefSeq and is a predicted model, not a curated record.